This is a messenger RNA of Sclerotinia trifoliorum, 2159 nucleotides long. NCBI's taxonomy places the organism in Eukaryota, Fungi, Ascomycota, Leotiomycetes, Helotiales, Sclerotiniaceae. The record is from the annotation of a GenBank genome assembly.
CUAUCCGAACAAGGUUUGCGGCUGAUGUCAAGUCCCGAACUUCAAACUAGUCCAUAACCUCAUCUCAUUUCAAAAGUAAAUGCAGCUUUAAACAUUUGAAUGAAGGCUUGAUGUCAUUGAUGCCCUGUGCUCGCGAAAUGUCCAUCUGACGUCGUUAGAUGAACAGAAACGAGAGAAAAUGAUAAAGUUUUAACUAAUUAGACAAACCCUUUUCCUAUUUCCACAUUCCGUCGGUUGUGGCCUUCUACCCUUCGACCCUUCCACGGCAAGGAGCCCCUAGGAAAGCGAUCAGCCCGAGUCUUUCAAGCGUAGCCAAGGUCAUAGCGAUGACGUUAGCCUGUGUGUAUAGAGACAAGAGUAUUGAUAGCGACCAUUUAAGCGCACGAGUUUCUGUUCCUGAAGCUUACAUCGCGCAAAUAUGGAAGGUAUUUUUGUACGGCAAGCACUUGAAGGUGCUCUUCCUCCACCUGCUGGAGUGACUCCAAAUUUCAUCAACCCACCCAGCAUUGCCAAAUACAAUUUUCUCUGUCAAAUUGUUUGUAUGCCAGUGACCACUGUGUUCGUCUGCAUACGCUUGUACACAAGAUGUUUCAUACAUAGAAAGAUCACUGGAGAUGACUGUAAGCUUUCUUAUCUUUUGCUUUGAGAUCAUCAAUUGACUUGGGAAGAUGCUUGCAUAGUUGCUUGGGUGAGUCGUCCAUUGUACUGUUUUUUGAGCUCCGAGGAAAAUCUAAGUAGGCAUACAGCUGGGUUCUCUUAUAUAUUCUGGAAUGGCAUUAUCAUGUGAGUGCCCAAGCAAGAGAGACAUGUAUAAACAACUAACACAAUUUAGUAAACCAAUAUGGUGCCGGAAUCCAUCAAUGGGACGUUCCAGCUGCAGAUAUCAAAAAGUUUGGAAAGGUAUGUUAAAGAAACGCAAAAAGCAAAACUAAUCGGUCUACUGACGCCUUGAGCCAAGCUAGUUUACAUGACUCAGAUGUUAUACGGACCGGAAGUCUUCGUUACCAAGGUCACCAUUUUGCUCCUCCUAUCUCGAGUCUUUGGCGUCAAAGAAAAUAUGUUGUGGGCAGUCCGCGUCUUGAUUGGCUUCAUGGCACUUUACUAUGUUCCUGCAACAGUCGUGAAAAUAUUCAUAUGCUGGCCUGUUGCUCAUUUUUGGGAUCCUUUAGCUACAGAAGGCAGUUGUCUUAACGGAAAUUCCAUAUACCUUGCGGACUGUGCCAUGAGUAUUAUUAGUGAUCUCACUAUUUUAUUUCUACCAAUAUCAAUGAUUUGGAGUCUAAAAACUCGUACUAUGCGAAAGAUUGGCGUCUCGGCUGUGUUUGGGGCUGGUAUCCUGUAAGUACCCUCCACUAUCACUGACAAAAUCUGACGAUUCCGAGCAGAGCUUGUACUGCAAGUGUCUUGCGCCUGUAUGAAACACUUCAUCUUGGUGGUACCCUAGAUAAAACUUAUGGACUGGUUCCAAUAAUCCUCUGGAGGUAAGUUGAUUUUCCUCUCCGUCAUAAUCGAGUAUUGGCUCAUCUACAUACACAGUAUCGCUGAGAUCAACAUCGGCAUCAUCUGUGGCUGCUUACCGAUACUCCCCUCCUUUAUCAAAAAGACCUUCUCUGCGAUCCCGGAUUCCAAUGAUUCCAUGGAGAACGGCAUUUAUUGCCGUAUGGGACGAAUAUCGAAACCGAAGCGCAACAUUGAUGAUUCGAUAAUGCAAACGCAAACGAGGCCGGAAGAUUCGAAUGAAAGGCUACCAUUGGGGCAAUCUACAGUUGUGCAAGUAAACUUGGGCGAUAAUACAUGGCAGGGCGGCGGUAUAAUGAAAAUGGUAGAAAUUGACCAAAGGAUCUGAUAGGCUGAAUCAUUUUCAUGGCAGUAAUUUGACUCUUGUAGUUGGUCAGUAGCUUGGCUGCAGCUUCGCAGCAAAUCUCUUAUACUUUUGGUGAGCCUAAUCGCUUGGCUUCCAAGACUAAUGGAAAAGUUUUCUCAUGAGUAAGGGGUCGACGGUUUUAUGAUAACAUGCCGUGAGGUAAGGUUCUGGACUUUUAAAAGCUUGUACAAUUGUUUUAUCGUAUUUCUCUGAAUGAGCAAAAGCACUUGCCCGAUUUCGCCUGCUAUCCUCUAGCCAAAUUGUAAGCCAGCCAAGUCUCAAAGUGUGUGCUGAU